This is a messenger RNA of Brassica oleracea var. oleracea, 1443 nucleotides long. RefSeq names its product B2 protein. Gene Ontology annotation, biological process: response to endoplasmic reticulum stress. Bases 173 to 1060 code for a protein of 295 amino acids. The transcript has 6 exons. NCBI's taxonomy places the organism in Eukaryota, Viridiplantae, Streptophyta, Magnoliopsida, Brassicales, Brassicaceae. The record is from RefSeq and is a predicted model, not a curated record.
AUUAAUGUGGAAAAGAAAGGGCUAUUUGGGAGAGUAGGUCUGAUAAAUCUACAGAUCCAUCCACACCAUUCAGGACCAUCUCUCUCUUUACUCUGACGUGUUUACCUUCUUCAGUUUCUCUCCUUCAUCUCCGGCGACUUUCGAGGAAGCGAAGCUUAAGAUUUAGGGAACUAUGGACAGCUUCUGGCAAUUGGGCGAUGAGCUCCGAGGUCAGUCACGAGCCUCAGAGGAUCACAAAUGGUCCACUGUCGCAACCAAGCUCGCUGAGCAGACUAGGAUGAAAGGGGAAAGGAUGAACAACCUCGAUCUCUCCAAGCCCUACUCUGAGUUCAGGCCAACCGACAAGUUUAGUUUCCAGGACAACAACAACCUUAAUUUCAACAUGUUGAACCUGGACGGCAAGUAUGUGCAAGGCAUGGGCAAAGCUCCGAUGCAGAGCAAUGUUUACAACAACGUGAACAAUGUUUUCCAGAAGAACGACUUCAAGAGUGGAGGCAACAUGAAGGUUAACAAGUACAGUGGCAAUGUUGUUGCUAACAAGGAGCUGAGCAACAACAACAACAAGCACAGCAAUAAUGAUAAUGUGAAUAUGAAUGUUGACAAGAGGUUUAAGACUUUGCCUGCAUCGGAGACGCUUCCGAGGAAUGAAGUUCUUGGCGGCUACAUCUUUGUUUGCAACAAUGAUACCAUGCAGGAGGACUUGAAACGCCACCUAUUUGGUUUACCUCCAAGGUACAGGGACUCUGUCCGGGCGAUAACACCUGGGUUACCUCUGUUUCUUUACAAUUACACCACUCACCAGCUCCAUGGUAUCUUUGAGGCAACAACUUUUGGAGGUACUAAUAUUGAUGCGACUGCCUGGGAAGACAAAAAGUGCAAAGGAGAGUCAAGAUUUCCGGCUCAGGUGAGGAUCAGAGUGAGGAAAAUAUGCAAAGCCUUGGAAGAGGAUUCCUUCAGGCCUGUUCUUCACCACUAUGAUGGCCCAAAAUUCCGCCUUGAGCUCUCUGUUCCUGAGACAUUGGAUCUGCUAGAUCUGUGCGAACAAGCUGGUUCUGCAUAAGCCGAUCAACCCUGCAAUGCCACGUUGCUAGGGGAAGUGAUCUGAAAUCUAUCUAUAUAUAUGCAUAUUACCAUAAGAGCGUAAGCUUUUGGGAGUUAGAUAAGAGUCGAAUUCAAAUGUAUGGUUUACUAAGAAGUGAGGAGUUGUGUGCGUCUUGAGGCAAGCAAAAGGGUGAAGAAGCUCUGCCGAAUAAGCGACUACCCUUGUUCUUGUUGUGUCUAAUGUGUGAGUGUCUGUGCUUUGUGAGAGAUUUGAAACAAACAAUUUAUGUAGAGAGAAAGUGAGACUAAAUAACAGAGCCAAACCAAUGGUAUGAGCUACUGUUUGUGUUUGCUUUGUGCAAGGGAAAAACAAAUGUUUUAAAUAGCAAGUUUAACUUUUAA